This is a messenger RNA of Eubalaena glacialis (North Atlantic right whale), 1175 nucleotides long. It is a transcript of the gene NXPH1, whose product is annotated as neurexophilin 1. The coding region runs from base 8 to 823 and encodes 271 amino acids. Gene Ontology annotation, molecular function: signaling receptor binding. Lineage: Eukaryota; Metazoa; Chordata; Mammalia; Artiodactyla; Balaenidae. The transcript is spliced from 2 exons. The record is from RefSeq and is a predicted model, not a curated record.
CGGGAGGAUGCAGGCUACGUGCUGGUACGUGCUUCUCCUCUUGCAGCCCACCGUCUACUUGGUCACAUGUGCCAAUUUAACAAACGGUGGAAAGUCAGAACUUCUAAAAUCAGGAAGCAGCAAAUCCACACUAAAGCAUAUAUGGACAGAAAGCAGCAAAGACUUGUCUAUCAGCCGACUCCUGUCACAGACUUUUCGUGGCAAAGAAAAUGAUACAGAUUUAGACCUGCGAUAUGACACCCCAGAACCUUAUUCUGAGCAAGACCUCUGGGACUGGCUGAGGAACUCCACAGACCUUCAAGAGCCUCGGCCCAGGGCCAAGCGAAGGCCCAUUGUUAAGACGGGCAAGUUUAAGAAAAUGUUUGGAUGGGGUGAUUUUCAUUCCAACAUCAAAACAGUGAAGCUAAACCUAUUGAUAACUGGGAAAAUUGUAGAUCAUGGCAAUGGGACAUUUAGUGUUUAUUUCAGGCAUAAUUCCACUGGUCAAGGGAAUGUAUCUGUCAGCUUGGUGCCCCCUACGAAAAUAGUGGAAUUCGACUUGGCACAGCAAACCGUGAUUGAUGCCAAAGAUUCCAAGUCCUUUAACUGUCGCAUUGAAUAUGAAAAGGUUGACAAGGCUACCAAGAACACACUCUGCAACUAUGACCCUUCAAAAACCUGUUACCAGGAGCAGACCCAAAGUCAUGUGUCCUGGCUCUGCUCCAAGCCCUUUAAGGUGAUCUGUAUUUACAUUUCCUUUUAUAGUACAGAUUAUAAACUCGUACAGAAAGUGUGCCCCGACUACAACUACCACAGCGACACACCUUACUUCCCCUCUGGAUGAGGAUGAAUGUAGGGGUGAGACUGAAGCCUGAGGAAUUCAAGGUCACAUGACAGGGCUGUUACCUCAAGAAGAAGGUCCCAUCUGUUGCCUGGAAUGUGUCUACACUGCCGCUCUCGUCAACUGGCUGCAAAUACGCUCGUGGAAAACAAUCUGAUGUAAUUUCUGCCCAGUCAGCUUCAUCUCUCAGUAUAGUUGUAAAUCACCACAGAUUCUAAAGCCACACUUGAAGACAUGCUCUCACACACAGAUGUACACAGACACACUCUCAUAUACAUUUCAGCUGGCAUCCGUCAUGAUUCCUGUCAAGAGGGCUUUCGUUGUCUGACUCAUAAUGGUUCAGGAUAAACGAUCA